Molecule: messenger RNA, 1578 nt
Organism: Neogale vison (American mink)
Lineage: Eukaryota; Metazoa; Chordata; Mammalia; Carnivora; Mustelidae
Gene: KRT71
Product: keratin 71
Exons: 9
Coding region: 1-1578 (525 amino acids)
Biological process (GO): keratinization; intermediate filament organization
Cellular component (GO): keratin filament
Molecular function (GO): structural constituent of skin epidermis
Source: RefSeq, a predicted model, not a curated record
AUGAGCCGCCAAUUCACCUGCAAGUCGGGAGCUGCCACCAAGGGAGGCUUCAGUGGCUGCUCAGCAGUGCUCUCAGGGGGCAGCUCAUCCUCCUACCGGGCAGGGGGCAAAGGGCUCAGCGGGGGCUUUGGAAGCCGGAGCCUCUACAGCCUGGGGGGCAUCCGGAAUAUCUCCUUCAACAUGGCCAGCGGCAGCGGGAAGAGCGGAGGCUAUGGGUUUGGUCGAGGCCGGGCCAGUGGCUUUGCUGGCAGCAUGUUUGGCAGUGUGGCCCUGGGGCCCGUGUGUCCAUCUGUGUGUCCUCCAGGGGGCAUCCAUCAGGUCACUGUCAACGAAAGCCUCCUGGCCCCCCUCAACGUGGAGCUGGACCCGGAGAUCCAGAAAGUGCGAGCCCAGGAGCGGGAGCAGAUCAAGGCUCUGAACAACAAGUUCGCCUCUUUCAUUGACAAGGUACGGUUCCUGGAGCAGCAGAACCAGGUGCUGGAGACCAAGUGGGAACUGCUGCAGCAGCUGGACCUGAACAACUGCAAGAACAACCUGGAGCCCAUCCUCGAGGGCUACAUCAGCAACCUGCGGAAGCAGCUGGAGACACUGUCCGGGGACAGGGUGCGGCUGGACUCGGAGCUGAGGAGUGUACGGGACGUGGUGGAGGACUACAAAAAGAGGUAUGAGGAAGAAAUCAACAGGCGAACAGCUGCAGAGAAUGAGUUUGUGUUGCUCAAGAAGGAUGUGGAUGCUGCUUAUGCCAAUAAGGUUGAGCUUCAGGCCAAAGUGGACUCCAUGGACCAGGAGAUCAAGUUCUUCAAGUGUCUCUAUGAAGCGGAGAUCGCUCAGAUCCAGUCCCACAUCAGCGAUAUGUCCGUCAUCCUGUCCAUGGACAACAACCGGGACCUGAACUUGGACAGUAUCAUUGAUGAGGUCCGUGCCCAGUAUGAGGAGAUCGCCCUGAAAAGCAAGGCCGAGGCCGAGGCGCUGUACCAGACCAAGUUCCAGGAGCUGCAGCUGGCAGCUGGCCGGCAUGGGGAUGACCUCAAGAACACCAAGAAUGAGAUCUCAGAGCUCACCCGGCUCAUCCAGAGAAUCCGCUCAGAGAUUGAGAAUGUGAAGAAGCAGGCUUCCAACCUGGAGACGGCCAUCGCCGAUGCCGAGCAGAGGGGUGACAAUGCCCUGAAGGACGCCCGGGCCAAGCUGGACGAGCUGGAGUCCGCCCUGCACCAGGCCAAGGAGGAGCUGGCCCGGAUGCUGCGCGAGUACCAGGAGCUCAUGAGCCUGAAGCUGGCCCUGGACAUGGAGAUCGCCACCUAUCGCAAGCUGCUGGAGAGCGAGGAGUGCAGGAUGUCAGGAGAAUUUCCCUCCCCAGUCAGCAUCUCUAUCAUCAGCAGCACCAGCGGCAGCGGCGGCUAUGGCUUCCGGCCCAGCUCCGUGAGCGGCGGCUACGUGGCCAGUAGCAGCAGCUGCAUCUCUGGCGUGUGCAGCGUCCGCGGCGGGGACGUCCGGGGCAGGGGCAGCAGCAGUGACUACAAAGAUACCCUGGGGAAGGGCUCCAGCCAGAGCACCUCCUCCAAGAAAGCCAGCAGGUAG